AUGGCUGGGCGCAAGCACGACAAGGAGCCUGGCAAGUCUGCGAGCAUAGCACCGCCACAGAGGCUCGCGCUCAGUGACAAGACUGCACAAGCGGUCUUCGUCGACACAGAGGUACUGCUCGAGCCGGAGGUGAUUGGCCGGUCAGGAUCUGACGCUUACGGCUGGGCACGGGGGAAGUACUACGCUGUCGCCCCCUACGCGGAGGAUGGGGUGGUCUCCAGAUGCGGCAAGGAUGGGAAGGAGGUGGCCGUGAGGUUCGAGAUAAGGGACAUGACGGCUGGGGGGGAGGGGGUGCACCUCUCAGCGACGGAGUGCAAGAAGGUGCAAAAGAGCCAGUACUAUUUCUUCCAGGCGGUGGAAUUCCUGCUCCCCGGGAAAUUUCUCUUCAUUUUCUCGGCCAAGAGCACCAAGUACCCGGAUAUCGAGCCUGUGCAAUUCUCGGUAACUGUCAAGGCCCCGGCGUCCCUCAAGAAGUCCUCGUCGUGGACGUCCGGUGGCGCCGGGGCGGGGGCGGGGGCCAAGGUUAAGGGCGGCAACCGGUCCCCCCAUGGCAGUACCACCUCGGAAGAUCGAAACGGCGCGGCGGCGGCGGCGGCGGCGGUGGCGGCGGCUGUGGCGGCUGCCGAGAUGGCCGAGAAGAAGGACAAGCGGGAGAAGAACAAACAGAAGAAGCUGGAACAGAAGCUCAAAGAAGCCGGCGUCGGAGCGGGGGUGGCGGGGUCGGGGUCGGGGUCGGCGGUGGCGGCGACGACGGUCACUAAGACCAAGAAGGACACAAACAAGUCGGCAGAUGGAGGCGCCGCCUCGCGUGUCGGCGCCGCUGGCCUUGGCAGCACCCCUGUGCAAGGAACCGGCGACCGAAAGCGCGGCGGACCAGCAGGAGGGGACGGUGGAGUCUUCUCCCCUCGCUCCGGCGCGCAAGGAAAGUCGAAGAAGAAGGCCAAGGUCGGCGUCAGCGAACCAUCUUCGGCUGUCCGUGUCCAGGUGAAUCUCCAAGCCCCCGCCCGUACGAGUACCCCCAAGGUCAAGGCCCGAGGUGGUGUUCCCGCCGUCACCCCGGCCACAUCGUCGUCUUCUUCGGGAGUACGACCAGGUGGAGGGAGCGGGGCUGCAAUCGCAAUCGGCGGUGAUGGGGCAGGGGUAGGGUCCGCCGUGAGCAGCGGCAGCGGCAGCAACAGCAACAGCAAGGCCAACAAAGGGGGCAGUGGCGCGGGCGGCGCUCUUAAGGAUAAGGAAAAGGGUGGUGCCAAGGUGAAGGCUGCUGCGGUGCGGAAGAACUCAACGGGCGGCGGUGGUGGCGGUGGCGGCGGCGGGGCGGUAGCAGCAGCAGCGGGCGGAUCACCGGCCGCGGGAGCGGCAGCAGCGAAAUCGAAGGGGAGACAAAAGUCGCCUGUGGCUUUGGGUGCGGGGCAGCAGCGGCAGGACGGAGGGAAGGAGGCGUUGUCGGGGGGGGGCGUUCGGCGGCAGGAUGGAGCUUCACUCGUACCUGCUCCGGUAUCAGGAGGCAGCGGCUACAGCGGCAGCAGCGCCGCCACCAUCAAGAAGCGGCCUCGGCCUGAAGGCGGAGGCGGCGGGGUUAGCACUUCCGCAACACCUGCGGCGACAGCGGGCGCAGGGCCGAUCGCAGGGGGGGAGAGCGGCGGAGCACCAAAGAAGAAACAGAAGAAGACCCUGGCGCCCAGAAAAACGCCUGCCAAGAGCAGGGCGACGGGGGCCAAGGGCGGGGGGGCGGUUGGCGCCGCCUCCCCUGCUAGUGUGCGGCUUGGUAGUGCCAGUGGUGCCGCAGUGGCCGUGGGGGCUCCGCCGGGUGCCGGUCAGGGCGGGGGUGUCUUUCAAGACCUUGGCGGCGGCAGGGUGCCGUCGCCUUGGGCUUCGUCUGGACUGGCGAUAGUCCUGCCUGAACAACGGGAAGGUCCCAACUUGCACUUCGGAGGUCCUGGCCCUACGUCUUCUCCUGCGCCAAGCAAAAGCCAAGCCGGUGCCGCGGCAGGGGCGGGGGCUGCUGCGCCGUCGAAGACCGCCUCCAAGAAGACCAGCAAAACGAGUUCAGCAACAGCCAAGGGGACGCCCGGGAAAAAGCCUGCUUCCGCGGUAGCAAGCAAGGCCGGCGGCGGCGGCAACAACAAGUCAGCGAAGGCGGCUUCCGCCUCCGCUUCCGCUUCCGCUUCCGCCGCUGCAGCAUCGCCAGCUGCUGCUGCUCCUCCCAAGACCGGAGCUGAGUCCUCUGCGGCGACUGGGGGCAAGGGAGGUUCCGCUGUUGCAGCGGGCUCGCCCCUCCCGCCGAAGGUUGUGAGGGCCUUCAAGACAUCAUCGUCAGGGCCAGGGACUGCCGACAAGACCAAGGUCUGCAAUUCUUCGGCAGCAGCAGUGGGGGCGGCAUCACGGCCGGGGGCAGGAGAAAACGCCUCCGCCGCCGCCGCCGCCGCAGCUGUCGCCGCCUCCUCCUGUCACAAAUCUCCGAAAUGUCUUCUCAAGUCUUCGAAGAAAGUCUCGCCGUCUCCAGUGUCGAUUGGCCCGUCUUCCUCUGCCGCUGGCCCGCCCGGUUCGCCCAAGGCCGCCGCCAAGAGUAAGAGCAAGAGCAAGGCCACGCCGGGGUCGCCCAAGGCGAGCAAGCCCAAACCAGGCCCGUCGUCUCCACGAUCUGGUGGGGCUGGGUCUGGGCCCUCCUCUGCUCAGCCUGCAGCAGGAGGUGUCGCUCCCGGGGUCGUAGGAGAGCUCGUGCUGGCGGCGGCGGAGGCUGUCAAGACGGCGGCAGCGGCGGGCGGGGACGCGCCGGCACUAGUGGUCCCCAAGGGGCGCGGCCGGCCGCCAACCCCUGGCGGAAAAAACGCUAAGAAAAGGGAGUACUUGCUCCAGAAGCUGCUGGAGGAAGAGAUGGCGAAGGUCAACAAAGACGGUACCCCCGGUCCCGCUGGGUGCAGCGGUCCGUUUCCUCCCCCCUCCUCCUCCUCGGCCCAGAGCGAGAAGGAGAAGGCCAAGGAUAAGGACAAGAAGGAGGAAGACAGGGCGAGGGCGGUGGCAGCGGCAGCCGAUGCGGCGGACGCGAGAGGCCGACGGUCGAGGGAGCAGGAGGCGCCGGGCAGUCCCGCCGGCAAGCCUAGGAAGAAGGACAACAAGAAGGAGAGCAGCAAAAAGGAGAGCAGCAAAAAGGAGAGCAGCAAAAAGGAGAGCAAUAAAAAGGACAACAAGAAGGAGAAGACCAAGAAAGAGAAGAAAGAGGGAGAGGAGAAGGAGGGGGAAGAGAAAGCUGUGGAGAAGGUCAAGGACAAGGAUGAUGGCAAGGAGAAGGGCAAGGGGAAGGCCGUCAAGGCGAAGAGCGCUAAGGACAAGAGCACUAAGGAUAAGGGCUCCAAGGAUAAGAGCGACGAGGGCAAGGAUUGCGCUGGGGGGCACGCCGAUGGUACAGCCGGUUCCGACAAGAAAGCCACCGGAGAAGAGAAACCCCUCCCAACCCCGCCGGCUCCCAAAGGCAAGGGAAAACCCAAGAGCGUCGCCACUCCGGGUGAAGGGGAGGGAGUGUCCGACUCGGCUGCUGCGCCAGCGAGCCCCUCGGAGAAAAAGCGCGGUAGUGGGGGUGCGGCCAAGACACCUGGUUCCAAGGCUCCGUCAGUUGGUGGCGGGGGCGGCGAUGGGACCAAGGUUAAGAAGGGGAAGCAGGCGGCGGCGGAGGUGGGGGAUUCGGGGAGGGAGGAGAUUGACUUGAGGGAUGAUCCGAUGGAGGUGGACGAGGAUAAGGAUAAGCAGGAUGAGAAAGAGGUGGAAAAGGAAAAGGAGGUGGAAGAUGACCGGUGGUGGGUGGGCGGUGCCUGGGGCAAGGACGAGAAUCACCUCAUCGAGUUGGACGAGAACUUGAUGCAGGAGGGAACGCUACCGCAAACAUUCUCUUCGUACGAUGGGGAGUUCGAGGUGGAUAUUCCCGCGGGCCUGUUCGGGGUAAUCCUGGAUGAUACUCGGGCUAUCCUGGAAGAGGGCAAUCUCAUCCGCCUUCCUCGCACCCCUUGCGUGAGGGAGGGUCUGGAAGACUUCAUCUCUGCUUCGAGAGGCGACGACGUUCCGGGACGGGAGUUCAUAAAGUUCAUCGGCAACUGCUUCGACGGUCUUCUGGACACUCCUCUUCUCUUCCCUGCGGAACAAGAGCAGCUCGUACAGGCGCUCACCCACGCGGAGUCUCAGCUCAGGCUGGACAAGGAGCGCGAGCAAGAGCUGAGGGAUGAAGAGGCUAUCGACGUCGGGGGGGACGGGGACGGGGACGGACAGACGCUCCAGAGCUAUGCCGCAGCAGCAGACGCCGGGACGACUGGGAGCGGCGGCGGGAGCGGUGGCAGUCGUCCCAAGAGCUCGAAGAAGUCGAAGCCCUCGCGAGCAGACCGGGCGGGCGACUUGUUCAGCGACGCGGACGGCAUUUCGGCCAGCGAUAUCUACGGGCUUGAGCACUUAGUGCGGAUGCUGGCCGCGCUCCCGAGCAUGAUGGGCCCGUAG
Molecule: messenger RNA, 4479 nt
Organism: Ectocarpus siliculosus
Lineage: Eukaryota; Phaeophyceae; Ectocarpales; Ectocarpaceae
Source: the annotation of a GenBank genome assembly